AUGGAACAGCACGUGGAACAUUUCCAACGCUACGCGCCUCGCAGCGACCGCUUCCGCACCACUGUGAACAUCUACAGCGACUCGGUGGGCUCGGCCAUCGUGCAGCAGUUCAGCCCUCUCGAGAUCCUCGAGGACAGCGGUGAGGAGACUUCGGUCUUCCAGCCGCAAGCCGUACCGAAACCCGUGCCGCCGCCGCAGCCGAAGCCAGAGCCGGAGGCGACCGGCUCGGGGUCUCAGCCCGAGGGCGAGCCGAACCGAGAGACCGCGGAAGCGCCGAAGCUGCCGAGUUCCUGGCUGAAGCGGAGGCUGUCGAGAUUCGCCGUCUUCCCUGGACAUCGAGCGGCAACUUCUGCCGGCGGCGCGCGGCGGACGCCUUCCACGAGCAGCGCCUCUUCCCGCGGAUCGGUGUUGCACGGAGUGCUUCCUGUGAGCGAUGGUUCGACCGACGCCGGCGCGCCUCAUUUGGCCAGCGCUGCCGAGAUCGACGUCACGACGUCGCACGGGAACGACGCCGAAUCGGACGGUGAAGCCAGUCCACUUCCCCAAGGCAUCGCGGUUCUGGGCGGCUGGCCGACGGCCGGAUUUCGCGCGUUCAAGGCAAGUGGCGCACCGCCGUCGUCCACGGCCCUAACGCAGGACGGGCACGACGAUCAGCAGGCGGAGAUGGCACCAAUCACGUACGCUGCCGCAGCAGACGGAACAGGCGCCGUAGGAGACGUGGGCUCCGGACGCAGUCGACGUCACCGACGCCAAAGGAGAACCAAAGAGGCCAAGAACGACAAGACCUUCAGGAAGAGCUCUAAGGCCGGCGCAAGCUCUCCGCGUCGACGUCGCUCCAAGAAGAACAGGACGAAGGCGUCGUUGACGCCCGCCAUGCCAGACGCUGUGAGCGCAGUUCCAGACGAGGCCCUGCUUGCCUCAAUGGACGCCGAGCAUGCGGCGCGCGAUCUCGGAGGCCAAGCAUCGUCGGCGCGACGGUCUUCGACCGGCGCCGCCGCAAGGCCUGUUGAGAGAGCGACCGCAGAGUUCAUGCAUAUUGCCGGGAAUUGGAGCGACUGACAAACUACUGCACUUAUGGUGUUUUUUCUUUGUUCGUAAUGUUUUACACCAUGGGACGAAGUGCUUCGGUGUAGGAGGCUUCUGUGGUCACUGCCGGGCACACUCUGUGGUUGGUGGAAAGAUAGCACUUGCAGAUUUUAAGCGUGGCGUUUAAGCGAGAAAGACUAGAGUAUGAAACCGUCCGCUCCUGUGUACCAGCUUCCGAGCGUUAUUUUUAUGUAAGUUUAUGUGCUUAUGUACUUUUUGUAAAUUAUGUACUUUAUGUAAAUUUAUGCACUUAUUGUAAAUAAUUAAGUGCUUAACGAUGAUGCACAAAAAGUUAGUAGCGAGAUUAUUUGUACUUCACAUUUAUAUUAGCUAUUUACGAUCGUUCCGACUAAAUCUUUUUCACCGUCCAAUGCCUAAA
Dermacentor silvarum is the source of this 1465-nucleotide messenger RNA. Its product is annotated as translation initiation factor IF-2-like. Bases 1 to 1059 code for a protein of 352 amino acids. The transcript is spliced from 2 exons. NCBI's taxonomy places the organism in Eukaryota, Metazoa, Arthropoda, Arachnida, Ixodida, Ixodidae. The record is from RefSeq and is a predicted model, not a curated record.